AUGUGGCGGGUGGCGUGUCGCGAAGCGCGCAAGCAGGUCGCGUCGCUGACCCAUGGGCCUGCGUGUCGCGGCGCGCACGGCGCGCCCGCACCGGGCGGUCCUUAUCCGCUGCAUUCCCUCGCGCACGCCGCCCCGCCCACCGCCGCCACGCCGCAUCACGCGCGCCUCAUCCCGUCGCUCGUCGUCGCUCACGGCCCCGCAUCCCUCGCCACCAACGCGAAGCGCAUCGGCGCAUGGCGGCACGCGUCGCCCCUCGCGCUCACGCUCACCUCCCCCUCGCUCUCCGCUCUCCGCUCCGCCCUCACGCAUUCCUCCGCCAGCCUCUCUUCCGCCACCCUCUCCGCCGCCGCCUCUCUGCCCGCCGCCGCCCGCGCGAGCCUCGCCGUCCCCGCGGCAGGCGCGACGGCAGGGCGGGCGGCAGGCGUGAGCGUGUGGAAGCACUACGGGCGGUGCUACUACGAGCUCAGCAAGACGCGGCUCAGGUGGGUGGGUGCUUGCGCGGAGCAUUCCCUCUCUUCCCCCUUCUCCCUCUGCCCCUCACCCCCUGUCUUCCGGCCCCUGCACCCGUCACCCCCUCCUGUCUUCCGAACCCUUGCGCCUCUCACCCUAGCUGACUCCUGUCCCUUGUGCCCCGUACCCCCUGCCUCCUGCCUCUCGCUCCCCUGCGCGCCUCGCACCCCCCUGCGCGCCUCACACCCCCCCAGCCUGCUGGUGGUGGCGACAGCGGCAGCGGGGUUUGUGAUGGGCAGUGACGACCGCGUUGACUGGGCAGGACUUGGAUGGACCUCGCUUGGAACCUUCCUGGCAGCUGCCUCCGCCAACACGUGGAACCAGGUGUACGAGGUGGCGAAUGACGCACUAAUGAAGCGCACGCGGGGGAGGCCCCUCCCGGCAGGGCGCAUGACCCGGCAGCACGCCAUCGCAUGGGGGCUGCUCACCGGGGCCAGCGGCCUCGCCAUCCUCGCAACCCAGACCAACAGCAUGACGGCAGGCCUGGGAGCGGCCAACAUAGCACUGUACGCGGGGGUGUACACGCCUCUCAAGCAGCUGCACAUCGCCAACACGUGGGUGGGCGCUGUCGUCGGAGCCAUCCCGCCUCUCAUGGGUUGGGCGGCGGCGAGUGGGGGGUUAGACGCGGGGGCAGCAGUGCUGGCAGGGGCGCUGUACCUGUGGCAGAUGCCGCACUUCCUUGCUCUCGCCUGGCUGUGCCGCAAGGACUAUGCUGCUGGGGGGUGA
Molecule: messenger RNA, 1236 nt
Organism: Closterium sp. Naga37s-1
Lineage: Eukaryota; Viridiplantae; Streptophyta; Zygnematophyceae; Desmidiales; Closteriaceae
Source: the annotation of a GenBank genome assembly